Candida tropicalis MYA-3404 is the source of this 960-nucleotide messenger RNA. It is a transcript of the gene FGR10, whose product is annotated as Fgr10p. The transcript has a single exon. NCBI's taxonomy places the organism in Eukaryota, Fungi, Ascomycota, Pichiomycetes, Serinales, Debaryomycetaceae. Gene Ontology annotation, biological process: protein maturation. Bases 1 to 960 code for a protein of 319 amino acids. The record is from RefSeq and is a predicted model, not a curated record. Gene Ontology annotation, molecular function: threonine-type endopeptidase activity.
AUGGAUAUUUUAAUUAUACAUAUUGGAGCAGGUAUUCAUGAUCAGAAAUUGACUCAUAAAUAUAAAUCAUUAUUAAGAAAUGCAUUAUCAAAACAAUCAGUGCUAGAAUCAAGUAAAAUCAUUGAAUCCUCAUCAUUAACAAAUACCGGAUAUGGAUCAUCAUUGAAUUUAUUAGGUAAAGUUGAAUGUGAUGCAAGUUUUAUAAUAAAUGAUAAUAUCAAUAAAGAAGAAUCAAGAAUAGGAUCACUUGUUAAUAUGAAUUGUAAAUUCCCAAUUCUGGAAUUAUUUCAAGUGUUUAAUAAAAUUGAUGAAUUAUAUAAUUAUGAAUCGGAUUUGACCCCACCUAUCAUGUUAUCUUAUCCUAAUUUGAAGAAUUUUCUCAAUGGGGAAGUAAUUGAAGAUCAUAAAGAAUUAAUAUCACCUAAAUCUCAAAGAAUAUAUGAUUUAUAUAAAGAUAAAGUGUUUAAAGAUAAGAAAUUACCAAAUGGUAUUUCAGAUACCAUUGGCGUGAUACAUCUUGAAAAUAAUACAACAACUAUUGCUUCAUCAUCUGGUGGGAAUUUAUUUAAACUUCCUGGAAGAAUAGGAUGUGCUGGUAUAAUAGGAGCUUCUAUUGCAUUCAACAAAUUUGAAGAUGUUAAAAUCAGUUGUAUGUGUUCUGGUAAUGGAGAACAAAUUAUUCGUUAUAAAUUGGCACAAUUACUUGUUGAAAAUAUAUAUAAUUACCUGGAAGAUAAUUAUGGUGAAUGUAUUGAUAACCUACUAUGUCGAUUACCAGUUCCCUUGUAUAUUGGAUUUAUUGUAGUGAUUGAAACACUGGAAAGAGUUCAACUUUUAUAUGGACACACUACUGAAUCAUUUCAUUUUGGAUUUAGAGUUGCAAAAGAUAAAAUAAAAGUAAUAUUGAGCUAUGCUGAACAAGAAGGUAAACUUACAUUUGGAGAAUAUAUACUAGCUUAA